CCAAGAGAAGCAGCUUAAAACCGAAUAGCUCCACCAGAAUGACCAGCAAUCACACAGACUGUCAUUACUGCCUGCAGUCUCUUCGUGGGAGGAAGUAUGCAUUGAGAGAAGAAAACGCUUAUUGUGUUACAUGUUAUGACAGCCUGUUUGCCAACUCCUGUGAAGAAUGCAAGCAACCCAUAGAGUGUGAUUCCAAGGAUCUGGCCUACAAAGGCCGCCACUGGCACGAGGGGUGCUUCAAGUGUGCCAAAUGCAGUCGCUCGCUGGUGGAGAAACCCUUUGCUGCCAAGGAUGAGCUCUUGCUGUGUACUGGAUGCUACUCUGAUGAGUAUUCAUCUAAGUGUUUCCACUGCCAGAAGACCAUUAUGCCUGGUUCCCGUAAAAUGGAAUUUAAGGGAAGUUCCUGGCAUGAAUCCUGUUUUGUUUGCCAGUAUUGCCGGCAACCGUUGGGAACAAAACCAUUGAUCACCAAAGACAAUGAGAAUUACUGUGUGCCCUGUUUUGAGAAGCGAUUUGCUCACCAUUGUUACUCUUGCAAAAAGGUAAUAACUUCUGGCGGAGUGACCUACCAUGACCAGCCUUGGCAUAAAGAAUGCUUUGUGUGUGCUGGAUGUAAAACCCAGCUGUCUGGACAAAGGUUUAUUUCCAAAGACGAGUAUCCAUACUGUGUAGACUGUUUCAGCAAAUUAUAUGCUAAGAAGUGUGCUGCUUGCAAAAAACCUAUUACAGCUCUCGGAGGUGCCAAAUUUGUCUCAUUUGAAGAGCGCCAGUGGCAUGGGGAAUGCUUUAACUGUGUGAAAUGCUCUGUCUCACUGGUGGGCCAGGGAUUCCUCACUCAGCAGGAUGAUGUCCUUUGUCAUGAAUGUGGCUCUGCUUCAUAGUUCCGUGGAGAGCUGUACAGCUGCUUUAUUCUCACUCUGUAACAAUGUAUUUCAUUACUCUGCAGUAAGAAAACCAUAUAAAAUGUAUAACAGUUAUUUAGUCAUUCAAAUAACCUUCCAACAGCAGUUUAAUUCUAUCAUAGUUCUCAACUGCUUAUAAAAAAAUUAAACAUACCCAGGCUGGUUAAGAAAAUAAUGCAGAAAAGAUUCAUGUAUAUUUUAAAUCUAACUACAGUAUGUUUCUCCUUGUAACACACUGCACUCUGCUGUUAGAAACUUUAAAAUUUACAUUUCAUCUCCCAUGAACCAAGGAGGAUUGUGAAAAGUCUAUAUGGCAUAUGACUAAUGAUGAAGCAUUAGCACUGC
Antrostomus carolinensis (chuck-will's-widow) is the source of this 1247-nucleotide messenger RNA. It is a transcript of the gene FHL5, whose product is annotated as four and a half LIM domains 5. Lineage: Eukaryota; Metazoa; Chordata; Aves; Caprimulgiformes; Caprimulgidae. Gene Ontology annotation, biological process: positive regulation of transcription by RNA polymerase II. Bases 39 to 881 code for a protein of 280 amino acids. Gene Ontology annotation, cellular component: nucleus; Z disc. The transcript is spliced from 6 exons. Gene Ontology annotation, molecular function: transcription coactivator activity. The record is from RefSeq and is a predicted model, not a curated record.